Messenger RNA from Penicillium nucicola, 1764 nucleotides. RefSeq lists its product as uncharacterized. The record is from RefSeq and is a predicted model, not a curated record. Lineage: Eukaryota; Fungi; Ascomycota; Eurotiomycetes; Eurotiales; Aspergillaceae. Gene Ontology annotation, molecular function: N,N-dimethylaniline monooxygenase activity; NADP binding; flavin adenine dinucleotide binding. The transcript is spliced from 2 exons. Bases 1 to 1764 code for a protein of 587 amino acids.
AUGGAUUAUGUGGACCUCGUGGUCAUAGGCGCAGGUUGGAGCGGUCUAUCUGCUGUCAAAACAUAUCGUGAAAUCAACCCGGAUCACGAUGUGGUUUUGUUGGAGGCUGCUAGUUCAAUCGGUGGAGUAUGGGCCAAGCAUCGUCUCUACAAAGGUCUGAAAUCGAACAACAUGUUGGGCACAUAUGAGUUUAGCGACUUUCCCAUGGAUAGUUCGACCUUGGGGAUCGCACCUGGUCAGCAUAUUCCAGGCAAUGUCAUUCAAAAGUAUUUGGAGGCAUACGCACAGCACUUCGACUUUGCCAACUGUAUUCGACUGGACCACCACGUUGAGAGCGCACAACACAAUUUGGAUGGAACAUGGCAGCUGAUAAUAUCCCACGGAAAGAAUACAGCAACAGUCAACACCAAAAGGAUGAUUGUAGCCACGGGUAUCACCUCCCAGGCAUAUCUUCCAACAUUCAAAGGUCAAGAUACCUUCGAUGCACCCCUCUUCCACUGUCGCGAUCUACUACAGUACCAAGAUGCCAUCCUCCAACGUGACAAGCGUGUGACUAUCUUUGGUGGAACGAAGUCAGCUUGGGAUGCGGCAUAUGCCUGCGCAACAACAGGCAUGAAAGUUGACUGGGUCAUCCGAGAAUCCGGUCAUGGGCCUAACUGGAUGGCACCGCCUUACGUGACUCCAUUAAAGAAAUGGUUGGAGAAGCUCGUCACCACUCGGCUAUUGACCUGGUUUAGCCCAUGUAUCUGGGGAGAAGCAGAUGGAUACAUAGGCAUCCGCAGCUUCUUGCACAGAACCUGGCUCGGUCGUAAGAUCGUGGACGCUUUCUGGGCUAUCUUAGCAGACGAUGUUGUGCAGCUCAAUGAAUAUGACAAACACCCCGAAACGAAGAAACUGAAACCUUGGGUGAGCCCGUUCUGGAUUGCAUCGUCGCUCAGUAUUCUCAACUAUCCGACCGACUUCUUUCAACUGGUUAAAGACGGCAAAAUUAAGGUACAUAUUGCCGAUCUAGAACAUCUUUCGGAUCACACUGUUCAUCUUUCAUCGGGUGAAGCAUUGCCAACCUCAGCGUUAAUCUGCUCGACAGGUUGGCGAGCUACUCCCAAUCUCAAAUUCCUACCGGAAGGCAUCGACCGCAAGUUGGGCUUCCCCUGGAGCACAGAUCCGCUAAAUGAAAAGAUGGUAAAGGCAGCAGAUGAAGAGAUCUUAUGUCGAUUCCCCCGUCUUCGCGAUCAACCAGCCCCAAAUCCUCUCUACCGCCCCUUAGAUGAGCAAUCUGAAGCCGCUGUACCGCAUCCCUUCCGCCUAGCGAAGUUUAUGGUGCCACUAUCUCUGGCAAAAGAGCGAUCUUUGGCAUUCAUGGGAAUCACUAUGACCAUUAAUACAACAUUGAUAGCGCAAGCGCAGGCAUUAUGGAUUUCAGCAUACUUUGGUGGUGAUUUGACUCCGACUGCAACUGAACGCUGCCCUCCUGCUAUUGCUGCUGCGUUGGACAUCAAAAUAGAAGACACCACAGAGCUUGAUCUUGCUUGGGAGACUGCGUUGCACUCUGAAUUUGGCAAAUAUCGUUACCCAGGGGGCUUCGGACGAAGGAAUCCCGACUUCGUGUUCGAUGCAAUCCCGUACAUUGAUCUGAUGCUGCGCGACUUGGGUCUAUCUCCCGCUCGCAAGCAAGGCUUUCUAGCAAGGUGCUUCCAGCCCUACGGCACGGAUGAUUAUCGUGGCUUGGUCGAUGAGUGGAAAGCUAAACGGUCUAUCCAAUGA